Molecule: messenger RNA, 4534 nt
Organism: Castor canadensis (American beaver)
Lineage: Eukaryota; Metazoa; Chordata; Mammalia; Rodentia; Castoridae
Gene: Pml
Product: PML nuclear body scaffold
Biological process (GO): suppression of viral release by host; innate immune response; intrinsic apoptotic signaling pathway in response to DNA damage
Cellular component (GO): nucleoplasm; PML body
Molecular function (GO): zinc ion binding
Source: RefSeq, a predicted model, not a curated record
GGGCUGGGAUUCUCCUCCCACCUUCAAAGACCAAACCGAGAAUCGAAACUGAGCUGGGCUCCAUGCAGCAGCAGCCUGCACCCGCCCGAUCUCCGGGCCUCCACCAGGACCCUGUCCUGCCCACCAUGUCUCCCCCGGAGUCCCCCUCCGAAGGCCACCAGCCCAGCCACAGCCAGAGCCCCGCAGAGCAAGCCGAGGAGGAGUUCCAGUUCCUGCGCUGCCAGGGCUGCCAGGCCCAAGCCAAGUGCCCCAAGCUGCUGCCUUGUUUGCACUCGCUGUGCUCAGGAUGCCUGGAGGCGAAGGGCAUGCAAUGCCCCAUCUGCCAGGUGCCCCAGCCCCCGGGCGCUGAAGUCGGGGCCCUGGAUAAUGUAUUCUUCGAGAGCCUGCAGCGGCGCCUGUCCAUGUACCGGCAGAUCGUGGGCACGCAGGCGAUUUGCACCCGCUGCAAAGAGCAGGCCGACUUCUGGUGCUUCGAGUGCGAGCAGCUCCUGUGCGCCAAGUGCUUCGAGGCGCACCAGUGGUUCCUGAAGCACGAGGCGCGGCCGCUGGCCGAGCUCCGCAGCCUGUCUGCACGCGAGUUCCUGGACGGCACGCGCAAGUCCAACAACAUCUUCUGCUCCAACCCCGGCCACCGCACGCCCGAGCUGACCAGCAUCUACUGCCGAGGCUGCUCCAAGCCGCUGUGCUGCUCGUGCGCGCUCCUGGACUCGGGCCACAGCGAGCUCAAGUGCAACAUCGGCGAGGAGAUCCAGCAGCGGCAGGAGGAGCUGGACGCCAUGACGCAGGCGCUGCAGGAGCAGGACGGCGCCUUCGGCGUGGCGCAUGCGCAGGUGCGCACGGCCAUCAGCCAGCUGGGCCGCGCGCGCGCCGACACCGAGGAGCUGAUCCGCGCGCGCGUGCGCCAGGUCGUCGCGCACGUGCAGGCGCGGGAGCGCGAGCUGCUGGAGGCGGUGAACGCGCGGUACCAGCGCGACUACCAAGAGAUGGGCCGGCUGAGCCGCCUGGACGCCGUGCUGCAGCGCAUCCGCACGGGCGGCGCGCUCGUGCAGAGGAUGAAGCUCUACGCUUCGGACCAGGAGGUGCUGGACAUGCACGACUUCCUGCGCCAGGCGCUCGGCCGUCUGCGCCAGGAGGAGCCCCAGAACCUGCAGGCGGCCGUGUGCACCAGUGGCUUCGACGAGUUCAAGGUGCGCCUGCAGGACCUCAUCUCCUGCAUCACCCAGGGGACAGAUGCAGCAUUGUCCAGGAGAGCCAGUCCAGAGUCUGUCAGCACUCCCAAGGAGCCUUUUGAUGUGGAGCUGCCCAACGAGGUACAGAGGGCACAAGCCCAGGCCCUGGGGCUGGCUGAGACCCAACCUGUGGCUGUGGUACAGUCAGUGCCCGGAGCACACCCUGUGCCCGUGUAUGCCUUCUCCAUCAAAGGUUCCCCCUAUGGAGAGGAAGUCUCCAACACAAUCACACCCCAGAAGAGAAAGUCCUGCCAGACCCAGUGCUCCAGGAAGAUCAUCAAGAUGGAAUCUGAGGAGGAGAAGGAGGUGAGGUUGGCCUCGAGCUCCCCUGAGCAGCCCAGGCCCAGCACCUCCAAGGCAGUCUCACCACCCCACCUGGAUGGACCUCCCAGCCCUGAGAGCCCCAUCAUAGAAAAAGAGGUCUUCCCACCCAGCAGCAACCACGUGACCAGUGAUGCCAGGGAGUCAGAGGAGCGCAUCGUGGUAAUCAGCAGCUCGGAAGACUCAGAUGCCGAGAACUCGUCCUCCCGUGAACUGGACGACAGCAGCAGCGAGUCCAGUGACCUCCAGCUGGAAGGCCCCAGCUCCCUCAGGGUCCUGGACAACAGCCUCACCGACCCCCGAGCAGAAGACAGGCCCCUGAUUUUCUUUGACCUCAAGAUUGACAAUGAAACCCAGAAGAUUAGCCAGCUGGCUGCUGUGAACCGGGAAACCAAGUUCCGCGUACUCAUCCAGCCUGAGGACUUCUUCAGUGUCUACACCAAAGCGGUCACCCUGGAGGUGGGGCUGCAGCACUUCCUCCACUUCCUGAGGUCCAUGCGCCGCCCCAUCUUGGCCUGCUAUAAACUGUGGGGUCCCGGCCUCCCCAACUUCUUCCGCGCUCUGGAGGACAUUAACAGGCUGUGGGAAUUCCAGGAGGCUAUUUCGGGUUUCCUGGCCGCACUGCCCCUAAUGAGGGAGCUCGUGCCUGGGGCCAGCAGCUUCAAACUCAAGAACCUGGCCAAGACCUACCUGGCAAGAAACAUGAGCGAGCGCAGCGCCCUGGCAGCCGUGCUGACCAUGCGGGACCUGUGCCGCCUCCUGGAAGUCUCCCCAGGGCCUCAGUUGGCCCAGCACAUCUACCCGUUCAGUAGCCUGCAAUGCUUCGCCUCCCUGCAGCCCCUGGUUCAGGCAGGUGUCCUGCCCAGGGCCGAGGCCCGCCUCCUGGCUCUGCACAAUGUCAGCUACCUGGAGCUGCUGACCGCCCACCGCUGCAACCCCAAGGAGGGCUUGAAGAAGUAUGGUCACUACCUGACACUGCAGACCACCUCAGUGUCCCCUAUCGAGCCUACUCAAUGCCUGCAGGCUCUGAGUACCUAUUUGGAAGGCCUGUUGGAGCAGCCAGCCUUAGCACAGGCAGAGGGCAUCUCUUCUCCUCCCGCUGGCUACAGCUUGGCCACAAAGGCCUCCCAGCAGAGCUGAGAGGAGAGGAUGACUAGCUUAGGGUCUCUGGUGGGCAGAGCCAGGCCUCACCCAUCACAGCAUUCCCAGGUCCUUGUUCCGAGUUCUCAGUUGUCAUUUUGGUCCAGGGUCAGUUAGUUCCUUUUCUCUGGGCCCAAAUUCCCCUUCUCUAAAAAUCAAGCCUCCACCCCCAAAGUUGGGGCCCUCCCUCCAGAAGCCAGAAACAGGGAGGUCUUUAGUAAAGAAGACAUGGCCUCUGGACUCUUCAAGUGACUACCAGUCACCACACUGGCCACUACCAAGGGUGGCCUUGCAAUUCCUCUCUGACCCCCAGUCCCUGCCCCAGGUGAUAGCUGCUGGCAGCUCCCACAGAUAGCGAUCGCUGCCCAUGUAUACCCAAAGUGCCUUUCAGACCAAACUGUCCCUCAAGAAUUUGGGUGUUCCCAGCCUCUGCCUGCCCAGAAGCCAACUCUGUUCUCUUUCUUUUUGGAGCACAGUCAUUCCAAAGGGGCCUCAUAGCAGAGAGAGCUGGAAGCUUUUGCUUCAUCCAUGCCCCUGUUUCCCCAGUUCAACCCUGCAAACCUGGCUCCCUGCCUCCCAGCCAGGAAAGUUCCUUCCCCUCCUCAUAGCUUUGCUGUCUGGACCAAAGGCCACCAGGCCCCUCUCAGCAUGGCCUUUCCAGCCCCACCAUCAACCCUCCCAAGGGAUGUCCUGUACCACCUACAGCAUUGGCCUUCCUGAGAAUGUAGAAGUGUGGCUCCAGGCUCUACCUCAGGCCUCUGGAAUCAGAAUCUCUAAGGUGUUCUAACAGGUUCUCCAGUGAUGCUUGUUCAUGUUCAAGUCUGAUAGCCCACUCCUUCCGUUCUGGGAACAGAAAAGUCUAGUCUUUUGUCACUGACUGUGUGCUUUAAGUGUAACUGGGAAAGGGCUCCUGGAGCUCCAGCGUCCCCAUCUGUGAGAUGGACUGGUUGGCCUGUGUGGUCUUAGAGCACCCAUCCAGCUCUGCCAUCCUGGGCUUUUAGGUAUGGAUCACAGGCCUUGAGCAGUGAACGAGACACAUUCUCACCCUUGGACCCUAGCUCUCAUUCUAAGCCUUUGGUUCCCCAACCUUGGGGUCACACCAGAGGUCAGCAGCAGGACAUAGGAAGAUGAGAGCUAUCCCCUUUUGCAGAACUGCUGUUCAUUCUUCCUGUGUCAUUUCUCCUCCCUGGCACCCUGCUCCUGGAGUACUUCUCCGAGAGCUCAAGCCUCCAGCCUCAAUGGUUGUUGGCCUCGGGUUUCACCUCGGUGAAGUCUGUCCACACCUCAGCCCCAUCCCGUAGAUACCUGCAGAUCCACUAAGCAUUCCAUAGAAUUUGUUCCCACCCCAGGAGUGCUGGCUGUAACAGUGAACUCAGAUGCAUUUAAAGUGCCAUUCCUGAAGCUAGGAGCUUGGUUCAAAUGGUAGUGCGUCUGCCUAAGACAAGAUUCCAACAGUAGCCCGUUAAAGCUUUGGGUGGGUGGAUGGAGGACAGGAAGGGAGGCUGAGACCCCAGCCCGGUUUACUGAGCCUCUUGCCUGCUGGCAAGAUCUCAAACUAGCCUUGGACUGAGCGGGCCCCACCGAGUCAUAGCCCUACCAUGCAGGCUUUCUUCAGAUGCAGUUGAUCACAGGUUUUAGGAUAAGGGGGUGCCCCAUCCUGUCCCACAGCCUUUAAUAAAAAUGUGAAUCUUAAUAGCCUGAUGGUCCAUUCUCAAACUACUUAGCCAUACUCCCCAAGAAGAGCCAUUCUUGCCUGCAGAGAUGGAGGUUCCUCCAGGCAUGUGUGAGUAGGCACUUGCCUGCACAGCUGGGCUUUGGUGAGGGGAUUUUUUUAGGGUGUGGCA